AUGUCCCGGCGUGUGUUCACUUCCGCGGUGCUGCUCCUCGUCGUGAUGAUGUGCUGCGGCAGUGGAGUUGCGCAAGGUGACGGGCCAUCGCUACCUCAGGAAUCUUCACUGGAUAAACGUUUUGUUUGGAGAGAUACAACAGGUGAUGAAACAGUGAGUUCGCUCCGUGGUCCCAGUCUUGUUGAGGUGAAUGGUAAAGUGUUUGCCGUUGCCGAGGCGCAGUGGACGAAGGGUGAAAACAGCUUUACUGGGAUUGCCUCGAAGCUCCUGACGUUGACUGACGAACCAUCAAAAGAGGAGUUGGAUGCAAAUAAUCUGAAGACACAAGUACUGGAGGAAUGUCCUGCCAAUAAAGAAGGGACAUGUAGUGCCGGUAGCGAAGAGAAAUGCGGCUGCCGUGUGGCAGAUCAGGAAUCUGAUUCUCCGAACGAGAGGAAAGUGCACGUGAGCCGACCAACAACAGUUGUGAAUGGAAAUGAUAUUUACAUGUUUGUUGGAAACUACAGUCGGACAGCUGCCACUGGUCAUGAAGAGGGCGGGACAGAUCACUGGGGACUUUUGCUGGUGAAGGGUCAGGUCAGUGGUGCGGUAGAAGAGGAAAAAAGAAUUUGUUGGAACGAUACUCACGCUAUUCCAUUGACUCUAGGCGACCAACACAAAAGUUUGACAGCACUGAUUGGCGGUGGUGGAUCGGGCGUUAAGAUGAACGAAGGUACGCUUGUGUUCCCGGUGGAAGGCACGAAAAAGAAGGAGAAUGAUGGCGCAGAAAAAAAUGGAAAGACCGUUUCGCUGGUCCUAUGCUUGCAGGGUACUGAGAUUUGGAAGCUGUCGAAGGAGGUGCCUGAUGAUGGCUGCAGUGAUCCCUCCGUCGUGGAGUGGAAGGACAAACUCAUGAUGAUGACUGCGUGUGUUGGUGGCCGCCGCAGGGUGUACGAGUCCGGUGACAAGGGGGAGUCGUGGACGGAGGCACUCGGGACGCUCUCGCGCGUGUGGGGCAGCAAAGAAAACGGAAAUGUGAAGGGCGUUAGAAGCGGUUUCAUCACAGCGACGAUUGACGGUGUUGGCGGUGCUAAGAGAAACGUGAUGCUCGUUACUCUGCCGGUGUACCCCGAGAAGGAGAAGAACGAAAACGAAAAUGGAAAGGGUGAACUCCAUCUUUGGCUGACGGACAACACGCACAUUGUUGAUAUUGGGUCGGUAUCCAGUGAUGAUGACGUUGCCGCCAGCUCCCUGCUGUACAAAAGUGGGAAUAAUAAUGAUGAGGAGGAGUUGAUUACACUGUACGAGAAGAAGAAGGGCGAAUCGUCAUCCGGUAUGGUCUCUGUGCUCCUGACUGCGCAGUUGAAGCGGGUGAAGGAGGUGCUGACGACCUGGAAGGAAGUGGACGGACGUGUCUCCGAGCUGUGCCCCUUUGAGAAUGCUAAGAACGAUGCCCCAACUGACAAUGCCUGCAGCGCUGUUAAGAUCACGGAUGGGCUGGUUGGCUUUUUGUCCGGCAACUUCUCUGAUGGCACAUGGAGGGACGAGUACCUCGGCGUGAACGCCACAGUAAGUAAACGAAAGAAUGGGGUGGGGAAAAAGGAUAAUGGCGUGACGUUCAAAGGACGUGGUGCAGGAGCGGAGUGGCCUGUUGGCAGGCAGGGAGAGAAUCAGCUGUACCACUUUGCGAACUACAACUUCACUCUUUUGGCGACGGUGUCCAUCCACGGUGUGCCGGAGGAGGGAGAUACCCCCAUUCCAUUGAUGGGUGCGAAGAUGAAUGACGACAGUGAAAAUACAGUUCUCCUGGGACUGUCGUACAAAAGAGAGGGGAAUUGGGCAGUGCUUUGCAGUGGUCAAACAACCAAGAAGCACAGCAACACUUGGGAGCCACAGACACAGUACCAAGUGGCCAUUGUGCUAAAUAACGGCACCCAGGGCUCCGUGUACGUCGAUGGUCAGCGUGUCGGAGAUGAGUCAUGUGUAUUGAAAAGUAAGGAUCCGAAAGGAAUCUCCCACUUCUACAUUGGAGGGGAUGGAGGCAGCGCAGAGGGUCAAGAAGGCUUUUCCGUGACCGCGACGAAUGUCCUGCUCUACAACCGCCCGUUGGAUGGCACUGAGAUUACCGCGCUUGCCAAAAAUAAAAUUACCAUCCCGAAGCCGGAAGGUCCGAAUACAUUGAUGGUGGACACUCCUUCGACAGUGGUGAGCGGACCAGUUGCACAGAAAACCGUGUCCGUGUCCACUCCUGGCGGAUUCACGGUGAAUCAUGAGUCGAGCGCAAGCUCUGGAGAGGUUGCGGAGACGGUGGGAGGAACGAAUGCGCAGGGAGAGGAGGGAAUCCAUUCACAGGACGGGGAAGUAAAUGCUGCGGCACUCAACAGCAGCCCUGGAAAUUUGUCGCAGGGGAAUAACAGCGAUGGCGGCACCAUGCGUGGGAGCGGACUGCUGCCGCUGCUCCUCCUUCUGUUGGGACUGUGGGGGUAUGCGGCUCUGUGA
Molecule: messenger RNA, 2478 nt
Organism: Trypanosoma cruzi
Lineage: Eukaryota; Euglenozoa; Kinetoplastea; Trypanosomatida; Trypanosomatidae
Product: trans-sialidase, putative
Exons: 1
Coding region: 1-2478 (825 amino acids)
Biological process (GO): ganglioside catabolic process; oligosaccharide catabolic process
Cellular component (GO): intracellular membrane-bounded organelle; membrane; cytoplasm
Molecular function (GO): exo-alpha-sialidase activity
Source: RefSeq, a predicted model, not a curated record